Amoebophrya sp. A25 is the source of this 6405-nucleotide messenger RNA. NCBI's taxonomy places the organism in Eukaryota, Dinophyceae, Syndiniales, Amoebophryaceae. The record is from the annotation of a GenBank genome assembly.
AGGGCACCAUAGAGGUGCGGUCGGCACGAAAUCGAACACUGGGUUUUGGAAUUUUUAUAAUUCCAAACACACGGUGUUCCCCCCCCAUCUUUAUACAUGGAUGUCCCUUGUUCCCCCAUAAUUGACGACCACAUAUUACUUUUACUAGUUAGUAUACACCUCAUCCCCUCCUUGUACUUUUUUACCUCUAGUACUUAUUCUUAUUGUAACUAUGUCAAGAUAUUUUUGAUGUAGUAAGUACCUUGGUGCAAUAUAAUUACUAAAUUUGCAGUCUCUUGCUUCCUCAAUCGUUCUUUUGUCUGAAUUAGAACUAUAAUCGAUUCUUGUAUCAUCUCUCGAUGAUGUUGUAGUCGUAUUCAUUACGUUCAUAAGAAGCGGUGAAAAUUACUGACCUCAUUAAAGACAUUCUCGGUCCAUCUUGACUACAUUUCGAAGACCUCUAGUACUUGGUUAUUGUCACCUGUGCUGUCUAGUUCCAUUGAGUCUAACCCUGCUGUACUUCUCGUUCUCUUAUCUAUGUACAUGUAGUAUAUGAGACCACGAACUACUGCAAAAAUCUAGACAUAUCUGUAAAAGCUGUAUCUACUUAUUUUUCAUCAACAAGAAGGAACUAUAGAGACUGCAACUGUAUCUACUUAUUUUUCAUCAACAAGAACUAUAGAGAUAACGAUAGAGCAGGAUCAUCAACAAGAACUAUAGAUAUAACCAUAUUAGAGGAUGGCGGGUCAUCGUGAUGAGCGUGAAUCUCUCUCGCCGGACGAGGAUCGCCGGAUUCUUCUCGGCGUCGACGAUGAGUUUGAGUCGGAGCUCGUCGUGGAUGACGAAGAGGAAGUUGUCGUGGAAGAGGCCACCACGACCACGACGACUACCACUGUGGAAGUUAGCGAAGGAGUACAUGUUAAGGCUGUUGUAGCUUGAAUAAACGUAUCUACUUUGGACAUGAUCGCAUCCUUGAUGUUGAAAUGUAUGGAGGACGAGGAGUAAUAUCCACCUAAGGGAACGAAUAAUACUCUCCCAUACGAUAGUACUUUUCAAGGAUGCACUUGAAAGAUGAGAAUUACGGACAGCUCUAAACAUGCUGUUGCGAAUGAUCAGCUCCAACGGGUUCUGAACCGGAUAGACGAUGGUGGAGGCGCUAGUACCCAUGUCAGAGAGCAGCAGGUCAUGGAUUCGCCAGAUGGCGGCGCCCUCAGGUUUUACGGGCGUGCUCCUGCGCGGAUUUCAUCUCAAGGGCGCCCUAACAAUCCGGGUGCGGCAAUUGUCUCUGGACGUAUGUUACGGCUCGGCCUCUAUUAAUCCAUCUGAAUAAGCAAAAAUAUCUCGAAUCUGUCCCGUAGGAGCUGUCCCAUAACAACAUUUACAAAGGGAAAGGAGUCAGAUCCGAAACGAAUGACAAAAGAUGGAUUAGCAGGGCGAGCUCUAAGCAUGCCUACAGCCCAAUCGCCAACGUCCGGCAGUUCUGCGGCCGGUGCCGCUGUGUUGGUGCCUAUGAACAAUAGCAGUAUCCGUAGUUCAAACACGACCACUCCUCCUGGCAGCAUGUCAAGAGGAGCUCCUGUGGUCCCACCAGGAGGACAUCAAGCAGGUGGAGUGCACUUUUCAGAGUCAGUUCGGGUGUCAUCGUCAGCACUUGAGAGUGGUGGAGCGCGGCCUUUCGUCCGGUUGUCCAAUUCCCCGCACUACAUGAAGCACGUGGCCGCAGCUCCCACCGCACGGGGCAAUGCGAUGAGACGCGCCGCAGGGCCUAAUGUGGGUCCGAUGGCUGGCCCUCCCGGGGCAAAACGCCGACACUUAAGGGUUGGACAUUUCACCUCUCUGUCUCUUUGAGCAUGUCAAUCAAUAUAGAUACUCUGUGAGCAUAUCUAUGUCUUCUGUGAGCUAUCACUGUAUCUCCGUGAGCUAUCAAUGUAUCUCUGUCUUCUGUGAGCAUGUCUAUGCGAGUAGCUAACUGAAAUAGAUGAGCUAGCUUUACUAGUACAAGGCAACUCUCAUGUCAGUGCUAUCUUCUGCGUUAUUCUAGUCAUUUACUUGCUUAAUAUUUCAGUUUUUCGGGUAUAACCUUUUCAAGUAGAAGGAAAUGAGGCGUAGAUAUGCGAGGACCUAGUGAGCGGUCAACUUUCAACCCCUAAGACACCACCAGAGCUUUGCACCUAUGCGUCGGCACCAAAGUCAUGCGCCGGGAGCUCAACAGAAUGUGCGGCAAGGGACUAGUGCGGCAACCUUACCAGAGGAGCACCACGAAGAACAUCAAGAGCUAUUAGUUAGCAGUCCACAGCACGAUGAACCGCCACAGCAGGCACGCGGCGCGUCUAGGGACGACUCCCCCGAGGAUCUUCAACAAUUCCUGGGCCAAGGAGCACACUACGAUACUCUGCACAGCCAAAAGGGUGAGGACGAACCACCCCGGCAUGAAGAUUAUGGCCAAUUAUACGUAAUACAAGAUCUAGAAGAUGCAGAAUUGAUUUAAUAUCUCCGAUAGAUAGAUGUAGAUCUAGAUGUGUAAAGAAAAUUUUGAACCGGUUAUUUUCUUUCGACUUUUUUAAUCCCUCCGAGUAAUACUAGUAUAAUAGAUCUACAUGUAGUUGUAGAGUUGAUUUAUCUCAAUCGAUCCUUCUAAGGUCUAGUAAGUACCUGAUUAUCUCAAUUGAUCCUAAUACGACGUGCUGCAGUCAUCUUUCAAGGUUUUCAAAAUUCAUCUCAAUCUCAGUGUGGCACAUUGUCUCUGUCCGGCGGAUUGCAUCUAUGUAAUGUAAGUUCAGAAGCACCAGAAGAUACGUGGCACAAUUAUAAAUCUUCAGCUCGUUUAUUUUUAGAGCUUCAUGUCGUGGCUAGGUCACGAGCUAAUGAAUUGCAUUCUCUUUCUAGCGGCAGCUCUGUGGAUUAGUAGCGUAGUCUCGCUCAAAGGACACAUACCAACAAGUGGAUUAAUAGAAUAGCUCCUUCCCAAUCCAUGCAGAUUAGUAGCGUAGUCUCUCUCUUUGUGUUUUUCUAGCGCUAAGAUGAAAUGGAGGAUCUAGUUCGCGUGGAGAGCAGGCUCUCAAGAAUGGAGGAAGAAGAGAAUGAGUUGCUACAAGAUUACCACGAAGGAGAUCAAUUGCGGCUGUCACGACAUUCGCCCUACGAGGAAUUCGAAGAAAGCUUUGCCGUCAUUUUAAGGCUCAUCUUAAUGAGGCUCAUUGGUUCUCGUAUCACCCUAAAAAUAGGUUGAUUGUGCACUUUCUCGGCUAGUCUUGGACCGUCGCAGGAAGUGUUUCGUUUUGUUGCCGAUGUUGACCAAGCACGGCCAUUUGAGACGCACGAAUGUACGUUGCCUGAUAUAUCCUAGGUUAGUCCCUUCAUCCAAUUUAUCGAUUUGCAUUUGCAUUUAUUUAACAGUUGUAGUUCUUCUAAUAUUCGUCCUUCUGGGGCUGAUCUCCGUCUCAACCGGUGUAUCGGAGUCUCUUGGUGAAAAUAAGGGCGCGAAAUUGCAGCAUUCCUUACGUCUAGCUGUGGCACUUUUCUUGCUCUUUGGGUGCUUUGCCCUGCAAUGGUUUCUGCUUCAGUACAUCUCGUUUCAGAUGGGCGGAGGCGAAGCAGCGGAGUAUUAUCUUAAGGGUUCCCACAUUACAUCCUGCACUAACUUCCCUGACUCUUUUUCCGGUAGGAACUGAGUCAGGAAUGUUCUUCUGAGGAAUAUUAUAUUUCCGUAGCCUCUAAUUAUCAAGAUGCCCAGAAGAUUUUACCCGAAACAAGUAGCGCUAUGCGAGAAGCGAUGAAGCGUGGUGGGUCCUUAGACUGGCGCAAUGACGAGACCAAAAAAGAAAACUUGGAGAAAAUAUGCGGCUGGUCAGUAGCUAAUCCUGCAGUCACCAUUGGGAUGCUUAUCGUGUACCUGAUGCAGUUGCUCGUAGAACUCCGAAGCGCCUACCAACUAGUUAAGGCUCAGAAUAUUUCAUUUCUAGAAGUCAUUUCUCGCAAUUUUCUUCUUGGGAAUCUGAAGAAAUGAACGCAAUAAGUGAAAUGUUUUGAGCUCUAAACUAGGUCGCUGGGUCGUUACGGUGUCGGAGACCGUGCCCGAUUCAGCGGAAGGACUUGCCCACAUCGAGGAUAGACCUGGAGAACUCGUUAUUGUUGGUACAUGAUACUAUUGAUGUUGUUGUUGGCAUAGGAAUAACAUGCUCCACAGCUCGCUCCACAUCUCAGGUCUUCUAGCAUGAAGUUGUAGGACGUUGUCAUAAUGAUCCAUUUCUGUGGUAUUUGUAUUUCUGAUUUAAUGAUACUAACAAAUUAUGUAUGCCGCGCGUGAUUUUGAUAUGCCAUCAACCAACCAACAUCAACAAACCAACAAGCGUUUCUUCACUUGCACACCUGACGCCAUCAACAACCACUCCACAUACACCUCUUUAUAUCACAGGACUACUUACUACUCCACAACAACCUCUCCACAACAACCUCUCCACAACAACCUCUCCACAACAACCUCUCCACAACAACCUCUGCACAACAUCCCCACAACCUCUGCACACCCCCGUCAGGUUUAACGCGCGCAACGAGAUGGACUUUUUUCUUUCUGGUCUCCGUUCCCCAGCUGAUUGUUUUGUUCUUUCUCCUAAUGCAAGGAAUGCAAUUCGUCCUCGCCACGCCUUCGAGCAACGCUCUGGACAGUGUCAUCAACUAUUUUAUCGUAGUGCAGUUGCAGAUGUUUGUCUACGCGAUCGCGGUUACUCGCAGGCAGAAGGUGGAAAUUUCCAUGACGAUGCGGUAUUUGCCGAUUUCGGAAAGAAAGCGGGAUAUAUCUCCAGCAGCAACUGUGCGAGACUUUUUGAUUGUGUUGUCGCCCGUUCUGUUGGCGAUUUUGAUGUACUAUGUCGCUUUGCCGAGACUGCUGAAUCGGCCUAAACUCAAUUAAGUCUACAAAAAAUCCACCUGCAUAGGCAUCCUGGUCUCGUUUUUAAAGGGGAAACGGGACCCAAGAUUUUUUUUGAAAUUUCCCUUGGUUCUAACUCAACAUGCAGACGGUGUCGAACCUGUGCACAGGCUUCUUACAGGAAGACGUAUACGGAAAUCACUAUCGCUGGUACCACAUGAUGACCAUUUUCUCGCCAAAAAAGGGUCUAGCAAUGGCGGCGGGAGCAGCAGCUGCUACAACGGGAGCAGGAGCAGCGGGAGCUGCUGCAGGAGCUGGAGCGGCGGGAGCUGCUGCAGGAGCUGGAACUGCGGGAGCUGCCGGAGGAGCUGCUGGUGCUGCGGGAGGAACAGCAGGAGCUGGGGCAGCAGGAGCCGCCGGAGGAGCAGCAGCUACUACCGGAGCAGCAGUUGCUGGCGGUGUUGCUCGAACAGCAGCUGGCGCUGCUGCUGCUAGAGCAGCUGCUGCUGCCUCCUAGAAGUGGGGAUAAUGGAUGGGACUCGGAUUUUAACCAAUCUGCAUCCAUCAAGUGCCACGUAGAAAAAUCCGGAUCGGGUUAUCCGGCACAGAGCAUUCAAGCUGCAAGAACUAAGAUAUCGGUAAGACUGCAGCACAAAUCCAAAAAUUACUUUCCAGUUCGAGGUAGAGCUAGAGUUUUCAAGAUUACGUAUGGUGGUUCUUCUUCUUGUAUAGUUUUUUUUGCAUAAACAGUUAAGAUUUUUCGUAUUUACUACAUUUGUUCUCGAUCCUUACAUUCAUGCUCAUCGUCAGUAUUGCAGCAGAUUUACGUUUUCUAAUCAACACAUCGACAUCAUUAUCACACAUUGAAUAUUCAUGAUGAUCAAAUAGAACUGAAAUAAUAUAGUGAGGAGUUGAUAAAAGAAGUGCCUCCAUGUAGAACAGUGAAUAAUUACAGAUUGGAAAUAACAUUAACAUGCCAUGAUCAACAUCUUCUUUACGGAUUAUAGGCUUAAUAGGAGUUAUCUACUUACUAGGUUAGGUUAUCUACUUGCCUAACCUAGCCAACCUUUAUUACUUAACUCUUAGGAUUCUAUGUGUAUUUUUCCUAUUCGGCUGGGUUGAUAUUAGCGUUGUAUCCAAUUCCAGAUCCAGGCAUUACUACAUACUACAGUGAUGUUGAAUAUUGAUGAGUUCUUAUGUCGUUGUCGAGAUUCUUGACAGCGCAAGUUCAACGGAUGCUGCCUGAACAGUGAUCGACGGUGCAACGACGUUCUUGCAUUCAACUUCGUCCUUACUUAGUCGGAUUCAAUGCCUGCAGCUCCCAGAAAUGUACUUAGGCAAGCUGCCGAAUAGAUUAUAUCAAAACCAAAAAAAAAAAUGUUCGUCAUGUUGGUCUGGUCCUUGUGGAGUCUUGAUAAAGUCGCUAUGCACAGACCAAAUAGGGCACGAGGGAUCCGCAGAAAGAUGCAAAAAGGUGAAAGUCAAGAUAUUAUUUUGAAAACAGGGUCUAGGUCGUUGCUCAGCGACACGACGAGUCGUGAUGAGCGUUUCGAUAAGUG